Bombus pascuorum is the source of this 1557-nucleotide messenger RNA. RefSeq lists its product as uncharacterized. The coding region runs from base 4 to 1509 and encodes 501 amino acids. NCBI's taxonomy places the organism in Eukaryota, Metazoa, Arthropoda, Insecta, Hymenoptera, Apidae. The record is from RefSeq and is a predicted model, not a curated record. The transcript is spliced from 9 exons. Gene Ontology annotation, molecular function: protein binding.
AUAAUGACUGCAAAAUACAGGCGAGGAAAAAGACACGAUGUCGCAGAAUUUUUAAAGAAGAAUUGCACAGAAUGGUCGAAUAACUCGGAUAGCAACAUUAGCGAAUACAUUGACAAUCCAAAGAUAAAAUUGAAAACUUUGCCCCAAGCUCAAGGGAAAGAAAUAAAUAAGGUUAUUGAUGAUUUAAAAGCCGCUUUACCAAAUAUAACUCCCAAAGAAGUGAGAAGGUUUUAUAUGCCGUAUCAUGAGGCGAUACUUCUCGAGUUUAAAGAACAGGGAUAUCAACAAUCGUUUGAUUAUAUGACAAAACUUCUAGAUUUCGAUGAAAAAAUUUCUGAAAAAACGCCUGGCUCGUUAUCAUGGAAAAAACCAUCUUUGAAAGAUCAACAAGAUUUUAUAAACUAUUUGACAAAUGGAUUUAUUGCGUUUGAAAAGAGUAAAAGGAAAGGUGACUACCUUGCACAAGCAACGACACUUUUAGAUAUGGCUCUGUUCUUUCAAUCGAAAACGUGGGAAUGGUGGUGGAUAGCCGACCAUCUCUAUCAAUUUGCCCUUUCAGUUGCGAAAUUGAUAGACGGUGAUGAUGCUAAAACAAUCACAUUGAUACGUUAUUUAUACGGUCGAUUUCUUUGUCACGAAUUACAGAAUCCAACAGAAGCUCUAGAUCAUCUGAACAAGGCGCGAAAGGACUCAGAAAAUAAAACAUGGAACGCAUCAGCAAAACUGAAAAUAAAGCAACAUUGUAUCUUCAAAGAAUGCAACAUUCUUUUGUAUAAAACUCUAUUGAUUUUCGUUCGCACGGAACGUCUCCAAAAUCCCCAGUCCGCUUUGAAGGCUUGCAUUGAAGCUGCAGAAAGAGCAACCGAUGCUGGAAACAUUGAAUAUACAAAUGAAGUGCUUUACGAGCUCGGGAAAUGUUACAUCGCUGUAAACGAAAUUAAAAACGCGUUGCAAAGUUUUUCGAAGCUAUUAGCUCUCGCCAAGAGAACUUCAGAUACCGAGGGUGUUUGUAAUGCGCACAUGGAAUUAGCUUUUACGUACAAACAUCUAAGUGACAGUGACUACACGGAAAAACAUUUACGGAUGUGCCGAGAAAACGCUGAAAAUUUCGGUCUCCUGGAAAAGCUCGCCGAUGCACACUAUUACACAGGCGAACACUAUUUGAGUCAGGGAAAGUUACAUUUAUCUACCAAACAUUUGGAAAACGCACUAAACCUAUACAGUAGACUUGAUUUGACUCGCGAAGCUGAUCAAGCAAGAUGUAUUGCAGGAAUUUCUAAAGGACAAGAAAGAAUCCAGAAAUAUAUUAAUUUGUUACUACGAUGCGGUGAAUAUGAUGAAAAUGCAACGUUGAAACUUUGUCGGUGGAAAAGUUACAGAGAGAUCUUUUGGAUUGAGGAGACCUUUGAUACAAAGUCAGACUUAGAAAUCCAGCAUGAAAAUUCGGACACGCUUUCAUCGUCGUUGUCUUCUACACUUUACAACGAUCAAGCAACGUCGCCACUCUAAAACUCCACAUGUAAUAAUUAUGAUUAAUAAAAUUUAUUACUACAAGUA